This is a messenger RNA of Acanthocheilonema viteae, 378 nucleotides long. Lineage: Eukaryota; Metazoa; Nematoda; Chromadorea; Rhabditida; Onchocercidae. The record is from the annotation of a GenBank genome assembly.
AUGCAAUUGUUACGUUUCACUACUUACACGUUUAUUACGUUCAUUACCUUUCUUUGCUUCACGAAAGCGGAUUGGUUUGAUGAUUUGGUAAAUGGCUUACACACGAAAAUCGUUUCCGGUGCUGACUAUAUCAAAGAUAAGGCUGCUCCAACGGUACGUAAGACAUUUGACGAAGCUAAAGCUAAACUGAAAGAUCCCGAAACACAUCGACAUAUUCAGCAUUGGAUCAAGGAAGAUGCUAUCCCGAACAUAAAAGCGAAAGUUAACGCGUUAAUUAGUUUUAUGAAGAAUGAAGUAGUGCCGGAAUUGCAAGAAAUCAAGAAUGCUUAUGAUGCUGCAGCUGAAAGUGAUAAUAUUGAUAAGAAAAACUCAAGCUGA